UCUUUCCCUCGGGUUUCUGGCUGCAGUGUAGUUGCCGCCCUAGAGGGCCACAUUCUUGUGUGGCGGUGUGAUGGUAUGCUUAGUUAGCGACUCAAACUUAAGUGUUUCCUGGGUAGGCCGCUUGUGCAGCGGAACUGCCGUUUGUGUUUUGCAGGCAAUAUACAAGGCUAGUCGGUGGAAUUAGCAAAAUUGUUCUUUUGUGCCAGGUCUCCAGAUGCAGUUUAAUGAUUUGGCCAGUUCUACCCACCGAUGUUUAGACUUGUGUCUAGAUUUUGGAUUCUCUGUGACCAUAUUUAGUUACUGAACUGCUUACUGCAGGGUUUGAGGAGAUGGUUGAGCAGAACAGCACUGUACAAGGACCAGAAUUAAAGCUGGCUUUUUGCAUAUCAUUAAUGCGUGGUUCAGAAGUGUUAUGACAGCAAUUUGGUAAAAAGUUUAUCUACCACCAUACCUGUAUGAUGUUGAAUUGUUAACAUAUGCUGCUGUGAUUUGAUGAAUGGAAAGGAGUUUGCAAAACUAACAAACCGCUCCCCAACCCUCCCCCCCCAAUAAAAACCCCAGAGAAGUCUAAAAGUGUGUGAGUCAUUUAUUAAUCAAAAAGAUUAGUAAGACUUGGCUCCCCACUUUUUUUCCUUUCACGUUUCCUCUUAUAAAUCGGGCUUUUAAAAACAUUUGAUUCCUCACAGAGCAAUCAUACUCUUAUGGUUAUACAUAUAAAUACUGUUUAUAUAUGUGAUAUAAAAAACAAAGAAAAUUUGUAGGUAAAAGGACACUAUGUGGAAAUAGUGCACGUAUUCACAGUUAGUGCCAAAUUCCUUUGUCUUUUCCUGAAGUAGAAAGUGUUACAUUCUUGUCAGUACUUCUCAUGUGAGGUGGGUUUGUAUUAUGUUUCUUAGAAGAAAAGAAAGGCAGAGAAAACCAGUAUAUUCUUACGUUUGCUUUUUGUGGUGCAUUUCUAUUCCUACAAUAAAUGUUAUAGUUCUAGUUUCUAACAACAUUAAAGCACUCAGAAUUGACUUAAUGUGUCGUUUGAAUUUAUUAAAAUAAAAAUUGUGUAUUUGUAUCACAACAGUGAAAUGAGUUUGUAAUGUUGGAGGGAAGAUAAUCAGAAUGGUACAAAACUGCACUUCAUGCAUAAGGAAAGUGACAUAGUUUACACUGUUUUCAAAAUUUGGAGCUGUAUUUUGUGAAAGAAAUUUUUGUUAGCAAGUGGGGAAAUUGUUUUCCACUGCUUCUCUUAUUUACCCAGAGUAAUCUGCUUAUGAGUAUUAACUCAGAGCUAUUAGAUGUGGUAAGGACAGAAUUGUAGAAUAAUUACAGGGAAAGCAGUUUGAGUUAAUAAAUUAUUUUUUAACUUAUUUUCCUAGAGAACGUAUUUUUAAAUAAAGUACAUACGGUAACCAAAAAUUGAGUUAAUUGACUAAGCUAAACUAAGCUAGCACAAGUCCACAGGCAUCCUUUUUAAUGUCUACAUAAGAAGAAUGAUUUUAAUUUGUAAUCAGUAUGGUCAAAAGAAUAUAAAGAAGUAUUUGAAUACUCUGAUAUUGCUUAAGUUUUAAUUUUCCCAGGUAGUAAAGUAUUCUGUCAUCACCUGUUUUGGUUUCAAGACAUUCAUCUUCCUUCAACAAUAAAAAGAUUUAAGGACCACAGUACAGCUAUGGAUAGUGAACCAAACCCGGGAACAUCUUCGGUGUCGACGACAAACAGUAGCACCACCACCACCACCAUCACUACUUCCUCCUCUCGAAUGCAGCAACCGCAGAUCUCUGUCUAUAGUGGCUCAGACCGGCAUGCUGUACAGGUAAUUCAACAGGCACUGCAUCGCCCUUCCAGCUCAGCUGCUCAGUAUCUACAGCAGAUGUACGCCGCGCAGCAGCAGCACUUGAUGCUGCACACAGCGGCUCUCCAGCAGCAGCACUUAAGCAGCUCCCAGCUUCAGAGCCUUGCUGCUGUUCAGGCAAGCUUGUCCAGUGGAAGACCACCUACAUCCCCCACAGGAAGUGUCACACAACAGUCAAGUAUGUCUCAGACAUCUAUCAACCUCUCUACUUCUCCUACACCUGCACAGUUAAUAAGCCGUUCCCAGGCUUCCAGUUCUACCAGUGGCAGUAUUACCCAACAGACUAUGUUACUAGGGAGUACCUCCCCUACCCUAACGGCAAGCCAAGCUCAAAUGUAUCUCCGAGCUCAAAUGCUGAUUUUCACACCCGCUACCACUGUGGCUGCUGUACAGUCUGACAUUCCUGUUGUCUCGUCGUCAUCGUCAUCUUCCUGUCAGUCUGCAGCUACUCAGGUUCAGAAUUUAACAUUACGCAGCCAGAAGUUGGGUGUAUUAUCUAGCUCACAAAAUGGUCCACCAAAAAGUACUAGUCAAACUCAGUCAUUGACAAUUUGUCAUAACAAAACAACAGUGACCAGUUCUAAGAUCAGCCAACGAGACCCUUCUCCAGAAAGUAAUAAGAAAGGAGAGAGUCCAGGUCUGGAAUCACGGAGCACAGCUGUCACCCGGACAUCAAGUAUUCACCAGUUAAUAGCACCAGCAUCAUAUCCUCCAAUUCAGCCUCAUCCUCUAAUAAAACAUCAGCAGAUUCCUCUUCAUUCACCACCUCCCAAAGUUUCCCAUCAUCAGCUGAUACUACAACAGCAGCAACAACAAAUUCAGCCAAUCACACUUCAAAGUCCAACUCAAGACCCACCGCCCUCCCAGCACUGUAUACCACUCCAAAACCACGGCCUGCCUCCAGCGCCCAGCAGUGCCCAGUCACAGCAUUGUUCACCAAUUCAGAGUCAUCCCCCUCCUCUAGCACUGUCUCCUAGCCAGUCACAGUCAGCACAGCAGUCUGUAGUGGUGUCUCCUCCUCCACCUCAUUCACCAAGUCAGUCUCCUACUAUAAUUAUUCAUCCACAAGCACUUAUUCAGCCACACCCUCUUGUGUCAUCAGCUCUCCAGCCAGGGUCAAACUUGCAGCAGUCCACUGCUAAUCAGGUGCAGCCUACAGCACAGCUGAAUCUUCCAUCCCACCUUCCACUUCCAGCUUCCCCUGUUGUACACAUUGGUCCAGUUCAGCAGUCCGCCUUGGUGUCCCCAGGUCAGCAGAUUGUGUCUCCAACAUCACACCAGCAGUAUUCAACCCUGCAGUCCUCUCCAAUCCCAAUUGCAACCCCUCCACAGAUGUCGACAUCACCUCCAGCUCAGAUUCCACCACUGCCCCUGCAGUCUAUGCAGUCUUUACAAGUGCAGCCUGAAAUUCUAUCCCAGGGUCAGGUUUUGGUGCAGAAUGCUUUGGUGUCUGAAGAGGAGCUUCCAGCUGCAGAAGCUUUGGUCCAGUUGCCAUUUCAGACUCUUCCUCCUCCACAGACUGUUGCGGUAAACCUACAAGUACAACCACCAGCACCCGUUGAUCCACCAGUGGGAAUGCAUUUGAACCAGUGUCAUCUGCACAAAGUUUUUUCUCUUAAGGUUUAUCAAGUAGAAGAUGUCUGUGAGGAAGAAAUGCCAGAAGAGUCAGAAGACUGUGUCCGGAUGGAUAGAACGCCGCCACCACCCACGCUGUCUCCAGCAGCUAUAACUGUGGGGAGAGGAGAAGAUUUGACUUCUGAACAUCCCUUGUUAGAGCAAGUAGAAUUACCUGCAGUGGCAUCAGUCAGUGCUUCAGUAAUUAAAUCUCCUUCAGAUCCUUCACAUGUUUCUGUUCCUCCACCUCCGCUCUUACUUCCAGCUGCUACCACAAGAAGUAAUAGUACAUCUAUGCCCAGUAGUGUACCUAGUGUUGAAAACAAACCUCCACAGGCUAUUGUUAAGCCACAGAUCUUGACCCAUGUUAUUGAAGGUUUUGUGAUUCAGGAGGGAUUGGAGCCAUUUCCUGUGAGUCGUUCAUCUUUGCUGAUUGAACAGCCUGUGAAAAGAAGGCCUGUUUUGGAUAAUCAGGUGAUAAAUUCUGUGUGUGUUCAGCCAGAGCUACAGAAUAAUGCAAAGCAUGCAGAUAAUUCAUCUGACACAGAGAUGGAAGACAUGAUUGCUGAAGAGACAUUAGAAGAAAUGGACAGUGAGUUGCUCAAGUGUGAAUUCUGUGGAAAGAUGGGGUAUGCUAAUGAAUUUCUUCGGUCAAAACGAUUCUGCACUAUGUCCUGUGCCAAAAGGUACAAUGUUAGCUGUUCUAAAAAAUUUGCACUUAGUCGUUGGAAUCGUAAGCCUGAUAAUCAAAGUCUUGGGCAUCGUGGCCGUCGUCCAAGUGGCCCUGAUGGGGCAGCAAGAGAACAUAUCCUUAGGCAGCUUCCAAUUACUUAUCCAUCUGCAGAAGAAGACUUGGCUUCUCAUGAAGAUGCUGUGCCAUCUGCUAUGACAACACGCCUGCGCAGGCAGAGUGAGCGGGAAAGAGAGCGUGAGCUUCGGGAUGUGAGGAUGAGGAAGAUGCCUGAAAACAGUGGCCUGCUGCCAGUGGCACAAACAGAGCCAUCUAUAUGGACAGUUGAUGACGUCUGGGCCUUCAUCCACUCUUUGCCCGGCUGCCAGGAUAUCGCAGAUGAGUUCAGAGCACAGGAGAUUGAUGGACAGGCUCUUCUCUUGCUCAAAGAAGACCAUCUCAUGAGUGCAAUGAAUAUCAAGCUAGGCCCAGCCCUAAAGAUCUGUGCACGCAUCAACUCUCUGAAGGAAUCUUAACAGGAUCAUGAGGCUUUGAGAUAACAGCAAUUGUAUUCUUAAACAAACUUGUAAGGGUAAAGGCUCAAGUUGGCCUAAAAUAUUAUCACUUACUGUGGUGGAUAGCCAAGCACAUUGGGAUCUCUGCAUCAAAGGCUGACAUUUGUACAGAUACAAUAGUUCAUUAUACAUUUUCAUAAUUAGCUAACAUGGGUGAAUUAAUUUUACAGGUUACACACAACACUGAAAGACUUGUUACAGAGGGUCAUGAUAUUUUUCAAAGUGUUUUACUAGAUAAUUUUUUAAAGGUGAUGUUUAUCAUUAAUAUAAAAAUCCUUUUGAAAGUAAUUUAAUAAUUUACAUUUCUCCUCUUUUGAUUUGGUUUUCUUAUAUACAUUUUUCUACCCUAUAAGUUUUCUAUAGGUUGUCAUGAGAGAUAUAAUUUAGGAGUAAUUAAGGAAUAAUUUUGGAGUCCAGUGACUGGAAUUGUAUGCAAUGAGAUAUCAGUGUAUGUUUAAAAACAAAAAGGUCUGUUAAACAGUCGCUUUAUCUAUAAAAAGAAUUGCAUUCUAGCGUGAAUAAUACUGAUCUGGAAGUUAGAUUUGGUUUCUCUUCCAAACUUGACCAAAUAUUUGGUGUGACUGAGGAAGUCUGUUUUCCUCUUAGUUUUUGUUCAUUUAGAGCAGUGGUUCUAAAUGGAGGUCAGUUUUGUUCCCCAGGGGACAUCUGACAAUGUCAAGGGACAUUUUGGUUGUCAUAGCCUAGGGGUUGGGGGGGGAGGGUUGCUAUUCGUAUCUGGCGUGUGGAGGACAGGGAUGUCACUAAAUAUCCUACAGAUGCACAGGACAGCCCUCUACAGCAGAGUCAUUGGUCCAAAAUGUCAGUAGUGCCAGGGUUGAGAAACCGUAAUGAAGGAGUGAUUAAUGUUGGUCUUUUUCACCCAGAGGGAUAUUUUGGGGGGAAAAAAAAGAUGGGAUGUAAUAAGGAAUACAUUGUAUAAUGGAAAUAUUUCAGAUAGCAUUAAUAUUCUGCUGGAAUAUUGUUCCCAGCUUUAUGCAUUCUAGAAAAAGGGGGGGGAAUCCAUUAAGUUGGCAUAUAAAAUGAGGACUAGCAUACCAAUAAUUUGACUCUCAGAAUUGAUUCAUAAUAAUCAUCUUUCAUAUCUCUCUGCACUGAUGAAGGCAUAAUAUGAUUAUGCCUUAAGAACCAGGGCUCGGCCUUUGCUGGCAGGGCGCUAGUUUGUGGUGGCUGUGUGGUUGGUCUUCGGAUUUUUCUAGUGUUGAACAAGGUGGAUCUAGCUAGAAUGCACAUUCCUUUUUCCUUGACUAAAUCCUUGUAUGCUUCCUGCAAAGCACUCUUGGAUAAAUUGAGUCUAAUUUUGUAUGUACAUGUUUUAGGGAAAAAAUCUUUAAAGCAAAACUUUUCAUUGAACAAUUAGUGUUGCGUCAGUUAUGGCACUAAAAGUUGUUGUGGGAGCCCUGUAAGCUAUAUAUAGUCCUGGACAUCAAAAACAUUUGACUCUCUUAUUAUCUUCUCUUUACCAUAUAAUGGAAAUGUUUUAGUAAUUGAAGGAACAUACACAGAUAUUUGGCAGAAGUUCAGUAAGUGAGGAAGAGUCCUUGGGUUUCAGUCAUUGUCACUGAUCUUUUCAGAAAGAUUGUGUUACGCUAUUAGAAGACUAAAGAUGUCAUUAAAGACAUCAGAGAUAUUUAUCUUUUGGCUUUGUGUACAUUAGAGAAUGUUGAUUAUUUUUAUACAAAAAUACAGCGGGUAAUUUUUUUAACCUUUAGAUGCCUCUUGUUUGAAUGUAUGCUUUGUGGGAUUCUUUUGUGUAGUAAUGUUUUUUUAAAAAAAAAAGAUGUUUACUGAUAGUUAUGUGUAGGAUUAGAAUAUGUAAUAUAGAAUAAGGCUCAUGUUCCAGACCUACAAUAGCUUGUAAUGUAUGUCACAUAUUUCUUUUAUAUCACAUUUUUAAUUACUGGAUUAAAGUUUCAAGGAAAGGUAGGUACUCUACAGUCAGUUUUCAUCUAUUAGCAGUUAAUCUUUAUGACAAGAGUUGUCAUAUGGUUUGACUUUUCCCCUCAGCUUGCAAUUUCAGGACACAAGUAAAGGCUUAAGCGUUAGUAGGAGCCAGUCCACUGUAUGAGGGCUGAAGGGCACAAAGGAAACUCUCUCUUGGAAGUAAAACUUUGUCAUAGACGAUCCAUAGACAGUUCACACAAAAUUGAUUCUUUGGGGAUAGACGCCUCUAGCAGUAACGAUCACCUCCCAUGACUAUAUUAUCGAUAUAUAACCUGCAUUACAGGUUCUCCUGUUCACUUGCUCUGCUGAUCCCAGUCAUCAUGUGCCUACCCAGAGCCCCUGUGCCUCACACCAUGCUAGGUGUCCAAGAACACUUACGAGGGGGGCUUCCAUUGGAGAGCACCUUAUAAUCCUAAAUCUUACAAUAAUGUUAAAAACAAUCCAGAUCUUCUGUUGUCCCCACUCAAAACAUACUUAAAAAAUACACUUGCUUUUUUUCCAAUUUAUUUUAGAAAUGGCUCAUUGGCUUUUAAGUAGUAGCUUUACCAUUGACACAGCUGUUUCUUUCUGGAUGAUUUAAUCAUGUGAAUUCUAAAAUUUCAGUUAUAUAUUUAAUGGAUAUAGAUGAUAACACUGGAUGCCCACCUCCCUCCUGAGCUCUAAGCACAGUUUUAGUAUGAAAUAGGUGGGGUGAGUGCUGUUAUUCUCAUUUUCCUUCGUAGUACUACCUGUUUCAGGAUUUUGAUUAAGAGGGAAUGAUAAGCAGAAAGGGGACAUGGGAAGUUCUUCUUACUUUUGCUACCUACGUUUGCAUUUUCUGAAGGAAAUCCCAAGUCUGAAAUUUUACUUGCGUUAAGCCAUGUGUGCUUAAGAAAGUAAACAGCUGGUUUGUAAAAAUUGUUUAUUACACGAUGCGUGUUUUCCUCAAGCCUUAUGUGGGCAUGUGUCUUACACAGCGGUGCAGCCUUGAUAAGAUCAGUAUGAAAGUGCUGUCCCACAUCCUGUCAAUUUCUAAGGGGCUGGUUAUUUUCCCAUGAUGGUACUUUUAAUUUGCUGGGGCAUUCUCUAAACAGACCCUUCUAAAGUCUCAGUUUAAGGGCUGUCCCCUCUGAACAGAGAAUGUGGAGUAGGCGGAAAGCAUGUCAGUGAUGGGGCUUGAGGACAGGAGAAGCAGACAGGAGACCUGCCACGUUUAGUUUAUCCACCUUAACACUGCACACAUCUCUGUACUUUUGAAGUUAAUACUCAUUUUACCUAGUUUUAAAUAGAUUUAAACAGAAAAAAAUUUUUUUAGGUAGCCCACUUAAAUUUUUGACAUAGCUAAUUUCCCCAUAUGCAGUGUGAUGUUAUAGUCAGAAGUGGAUUCAGAUACCAGUCUUGGAUUGAAAUCUGUCCUAGUGCCUCAUGUCACCUGACUUGUUCAGCUAAAUAUUGUGAAGACCCACUGUUUGCAUUUGCAAGGUUUUGGUGCCGCCAUGGCAUAAAGUGUGGUAGUGAGGCAGUGCAGAGAUUGUGUGUGGUUUUAGGCUGUGUUUACAUGUGUGUAUGGAGAAGGCAGUGGCACCCCACUCCAGUACUCUUGCCUGGAAAAUCCCAUGGACGGAGGAGCCUGGAAGGCUGCAGUCCACGGGGUCACCAAGAGUCGGACACGACUGAGCGACUUCACUUCACUACAUGUGUGUAAAGAAUUUUGGAAAGAAGAAACUCGUACAGAUGCAUGGGAAAGAUGCUGUCUUCACAGCCGUAUCACAUGGGAGAAAUCCCUGGCUGGACACACUGUUAGAACAUUUCAAAAAUGUAUUUUCAACUAGAACAGCUUGGUUAUAUUUUGUGGUUUGAAGAUCCUCCCCCUCAUUGAAUGGCAAGAACUCAUGCUGCCUCUGAGCAAUGGGCAUUGAGGAACAUUAUUACCUAAUAGGAUGAAAGGGCCUCGUUCCCCCUUACCUCCUCAAGCCCAAAGGAGACUGAUAACUUUCUUCUUUGCCUGAGAAGCCCUACAGACAACUCGGUGGUAGGGUUAAUUUCGGGGAGGAACUAACUGGGGCAGGAAUUUCAAAUACCUAGCCCUCACUCAUGUCUUGAGCAGCCUCUGAGCGGUGGAAGCUGGCCACUCUGCACAGUGUGCUCUCAGAUGUUUCCUGCACACUACUACUGGGCCCUGGGGAAGGUCUUCUAGGGGAGAUGACAGGGAAGUGGGGAAGAGACAAACAGAAAGAAAAGCAUUCCAGACCCAAGAGGAUAAUUCAGUUAACUGAGUGAGGUGGUAUUGUAUAGAUAUGGCCAUUCGUAGUUCAAAUAAAUUGUAAUGGUUGGGUUCCAUUUACUGCAGUAAACAGGAUACGGGGUGGUUUUUUUCCCUUAAUGUCAAGAUUUACCUGUAAUCAAAGUCAUUCUUUUACUGUCCUGGUCAAAUGAUCCUGCCCUUAGGAGCACAUGAAUAGUUCCAGUGAUACAUAAAUCGGUGAUUUUUGACUUCUGAGAAAGGUUAACAGCUGGUAUAGUUGGGAAGAGUGUUUGUCAAGAACUCAAAGGUUUUAUGAGUUAUCAGAAUUAUAUAGAGGAGAGAAUAUCCAUGGAUAGUAUUUGGUUAGGGUGUGUCUUGGUCUAAGAAUUGGAUGACUAGAGCUGUAGGGUUCUGUUUUCUUAGUGUGGAUUUCAGUAACUACAAGCCUACCUCUUUCUUUGAUGCACAGCCGUGUGGUUCUUGAAAAAACUGUUUAAUCUACUUUCAUCAAAAUUGGUAUUUCUGAAUCUAUUUAGAGCAUUUGAUUUUUAUCUAACAGUUGUGAUUCAAUUAAAUAAGCACAAAUGCAGUAUUAGGGAAAGUAAAUAUGCAAUCUUAUUAAAAUUUAAUUUCAGCCUAUAAGCUGUACACUUUAAAAAGAUUCUUUGGGAAGAUAAUUCCUUUUUUGUUAGAAGUUCAAAAAAUGUAUCAUAUAGUUUUACUCAUAGCACUAAUAUAAGCCAUUUCUUCAGUAAAAAAAUGUUGAAAAUUAUAUUAUCUUCUUUGGAAAAUUCCUAAAUUUUUAAGAAGUUUUAGAAGUUUUUACAUAUUAUUUUUCAGAGCUUAUUUAAUCUAUUUUAAAAUAAUACUAUGAUAGUUGUUUUUGAAAGUUGUAAAGCACUAGUACAAAUCAUCAUCAUCAUCAUCAUCAUAUUCCCCAGCAAAACAUGUGGUUUUCUGAGCUUGCAUUCUAGUAUACUUGCAUGAAAAGGGAGACCUGCCCUCCUCCUCGGAUCUGAAGCCCAGCUUCUCUAAUAAAAGCUCUCCCAUUCUACUCUGACACACACCUCUUAAAAUGCCGUGUUCAUGGAAGCUUUGGGAAAUGCCUUCCAUUUUUUUCCCCCUUUGAACAGCUUGUGAACAUUUAGCUUUACUUAUGAAAGGUGACUCUUCCAGCCUCCGACAUUAGGGAAGAAGUACAUUAAAACAUUUUUCUCUACUGAAAAGUACAGUUGCUGUCAAUGCUAUUGGUGGCAUCAGUAUGAAUCCAUGAAAGAAAACCUGUGCCAGGGUUUGAAAAUAUUUUAAAAAGUAAUGAAUGAAAUUUAAUUUGGACAAAAGAAAUCUACAUAAAUUUAAAACACUUACUAUGCUAACAUGGUACAGUUUUAAAUAUAAGAGUAAUAAAAGGAAGUCCUCUUAGACCACCUAUUUAAAUUGAUGCCAGUAAUCUUAAGGAUGGAUAGUAGUUGUCAUUUAUUGACUUAAAAGUUACACUUUAGGGACUAUUAUCAGUGUUAAAUCCUUGAUUUUUGUGGAGCUUUAAUGGAUGGAGGUGGAAAAGUUGGUGAUUGUAAGAGUGAUGAGGAAUGGUAGUGAAAUGAACAUCAACCUAUUUUAGAAAAGGAACUUUAGUCUUGCCUCAAGCAAACCAGAUGUAUUCAUUGCUAAAAUCUUUUCUAAUAUUUAUGUUAAAACCAUAAUUUUAGAUAAUACUAAAUAAUUACUUCAUUAGCAAAUAAUUGGACAUAAUCAUUAAAUGAACAUGGUAAGUGAAGAUAAAAUACUGGCUGGGAGACUGGAGUUUUACUUAUAGUUCUUAAAUUAGCUGUGUGAUAUCUUAGGCCAUUACUAAGCUUAUAACCUUUUCCCUCUUCUGAAUAUUCAGUAUGGAGCCUAUACUACUCAAAAGGUUGAUUUUGUUUAAAUCAUCUUUAAGCUGUAUAAACUAUGAUUCCAGACCACAUAGUGGGGUAUUUUUUAAAAGUUGCUCCUACUUAUUUCUCUCUUAAUUUCUUUUUUUUAAUGGUUUGUUUCACACUUAAGAGCUUUGACUAAAAGAUAAUUAUUUAUUAUGAUCCAUUUCCUGGGACACCCACAGUCUUUGUUCUCCUUAGGAUUAAGGUAGAAAAUUCACACAGAUGAGCUAAUGAGAUUUUUCUAAAUGCUUGCUAAAUCACUAAACACGUCUAAAUACUGCCAUUCACUUAUCCAUUCACUUAGCAAACCAUUGGAACAUCUACUAUGUAGUGUGCAGUGUGUGGUUGGUAUACCUGACUGAAGGAACCAGUAAUAACAAAACCCUCUCUCGCCCUCGGUUUUGAUUGUGGCAUAAACAAACAUGUAAUUACUAUUACUUAAUGCAGUGAAUAUAAACCUGGAGCUGAUUUAUGCAUUGGGUAAAGGAUUAAGCUAGAUGCAUAUCCAAGGGGUCUGACUGAAUCAUAUCACAAUUCCUAUAACACAUUUUGCAUUCUAAUCCAUGUACCUGAUUAGGUUAUAAAAUUAAAGGUACUUAAUAUUAGGAUUUACAUUUUGAAACUAUUUUAACAGCCCAUAUUUCUCAAUUAUUUUGACACUUGAGUCUAUUCCAGAGGUGUUGAUAUGCAGGGUGUGUGACAGAACAAUUACAAGGAAAAGCUGGUGCUGGCUUACUAUAUACACUUUGUACUACGAAAGCUUUACUACGAAAUACUUCACUAGUAUUGACUGCAGUAACUUCUGAAAACUGAAAAAUCUCAAAGGAGCUUGCUGAACAGGUUUAGUUUUUGUGUUUCUUUUUAAAGCAAGAAAUACUACAUAAAAUUCUACAGUUAUCACAAAUAUAUACUUUUUAGAAAGCACACAUCUUUUACAUAGUAAAAGGGUUUCCUUUAACAUGCAGAACCUGUAAACAAUAAACAGUUCUGUGCUUGGAGCUUGAAUUUACAAGUAUUUGGGGAGCAAACAUAGAAUGGGAGGAUUGAUUUAAUUGGGUAGAAAUUUCCUUGCCACCAGAGGGUUCUGAGUUAUGGUGUAAUUUCCUGUUUGAUACAACUUUUUAUAUAUUUCUCCAUAAAGAUGCAAAAUGAAAAAAGAUUAAAAAAAACUUUUCUGUAUCAUAGUUACAGCUUUUUAAAGCAGGAAAAUGUCCAAAUUAGUGUUAAGAAUAGAAUCUGUAAUAAAGUGUUUGUAAAUAGGAACACUAACAUCCAAGUAACCAGAUAGUCUGGGUUUAAAAAAUUUUUUCCAUGGUACUGGUUAAAACUUUUAAAGUAUUUUAGUUUACCUAGUUUUUCAAAUAUUUUUGCUGUUAAAAUAUUACAUAAAUAUUUUUUGUAUGUGUAUUCUAAAUUUUAAAAAACCAGUUUGAGUGUGCAAAGAUGGUAAUAAUUUAAUACAUCUAAUUUCCAAGACAUUUAACUAGAUUCUCAAUCACCUCAUUCAAAAGCAUGUUUUUUUCCAGUGGAAAAAGAAGUCAAAGUAAGCUCUCAAAAUUAUCGUCAAAGUGAGGGGUGAGCUUGUGAUGAAGGUUGGAGUUGUAGACAGCAGUGUGCAGAUGGAGGCUGGCAUGGGUGUUGGGCAUUUCAAGCCUCUUUGUUGAAUUAGUCCUUUUUGUCUUCUUGCUUGUUGAAAGCAUGCUUUUUGCUGUUGAUUUAACAAAGGCAGAUUGUGAUAAAUUUUUUUUUUAAAAACUUUAUUUUUGAUGCUUCAAGCACAUAUUAACUGAUUUUUAAAAUUCCUCCUUUUGGUUCCUCCCAUUGUCCUAAAAUAGGAUUUCCAUAUUUUAAAACCUCAAACACUGAUCCAUGCAGAAUGAACAAAAAGCAUCAACAAGGGGAAAUAAAACAUUUUUUAUCUUUAUAAAAAACAAAUGUUAAGAUUAUAUAUAGAUGUAUUCUUUAUGUUGGAUAUUGUACUAGAGUCCUCCUCACAGGAAAUAGUUCUAGAACUCUUAGCAUUAGCGUUCCUAGAUUGGUGUCUGUAGCUACCAGUUUUAAAAUGUAUAACCUGAAAAUGAAGUUAAUUUUGCAUUAUAAGAGCACACCAUGAUCUAUGUAAAAAGCUUGUCCAUUUGGUGUAUUUUUUUAAAAGAGAAAGCACUUUCAUAUUAACCGUAGCAUGUGUAUGAAUUUUAGAUUUUCAUAUUUGUGUCUGUAUUCAGUGAAGUAAAAUUGAACAUUCAGAUGUUUGUUGAUGGCAACAUUAACUGUUAAAUUAAAGCACCUUAUACUCUGCUGCUUAAACUUGCUUGUAAUUGCACCUUUGUUAACCUGCACAUUUUCACAUAGAAUAUUGUUGUAACAUUGCUUCAUGUGGGUCUGGAUGGAAGGUUAGUGGGCCUACAGGAUCAUUUAUUUAUAUUGUUUAUAUUACAAUAAUAUAUUGUAGACCAGUUGUAAGUUCAUUUCUUUACAAAUAAAAGCUUCUUCCAUUUGGCUGUUC
Molecule: messenger RNA, 13310 nt
Organism: Bubalus bubalis (water buffalo)
Lineage: Eukaryota; Metazoa; Chordata; Mammalia; Artiodactyla; Bovidae
Gene: PHC3
Product: polyhomeotic homolog 3
Exons: 16
Coding region: 1658-4660 (1000 amino acids)
Cellular component (GO): nucleus; PRC1 complex
Molecular function (GO): protein binding; zinc ion binding
Source: RefSeq, a predicted model, not a curated record